Talpa occidentalis (Iberian mole) is the source of this 1020-nucleotide messenger RNA. RefSeq names its product glutamine amidotransferase class 1 domain containing 3 (gene GATD3). The transcript has 7 exons. Bases 1 to 804 code for a protein of 267 amino acids. Gene Ontology annotation, cellular component: mitochondrion. NCBI's taxonomy places the organism in Eukaryota, Metazoa, Chordata, Mammalia, Eulipotyphla, Talpidae. The record is from RefSeq and is a predicted model, not a curated record.
AUGGCGGCCGUGCGCGCGCUGCUGGCGCCCCGGCUGGCGGCGGCCUCCGCCUUCGCGCCGCGGCCCGGCGGCCGGGCGGCGCCCCCGCGCGCGGCUCUCCACGGCUCCGCGCCGCGCGCCGGGCCCCGCGUCGCGCUGGUGCUGUCCGGGUGCGGCGUCUACGACGGCGCGGAGAUCCACGAGGCCUCGGCGGUGCUGGUCCACCUGAGCCGGGCCGGGGCCGACGUCCAGAUCUUCGCUCCCAACGUCCCCCAGAUGCACGUGGUCGACCACACCAAGGGCCAGCCUUCCGAGAAGGAGACCAGGAAUGUCCUGACUGAAUCGGCUCGGAUCGCCCGCGGCAAGAUCACUGACCUGGCUGAGCUCAGCGCUGCCCGCCACGACGCCGCCAUCUUCCCCGGGGGCUUCGGAGCCGCCAAAAACCUGAGCACCUUCGCCGUGGACGGCAAGGACUGCAAGGUCAACGGGGACGUGGCGCGCGUGCUGAAGGAGUUCCACGGGGCCGGGAAGCCCAUCGGCCUGUGCUGCAUCGCGCCCGUCCUGGCGGCCAAGGUGCUCCGCGGCGUGGAGGUCACCGUGGGCCACGAGCAGGAGGAGGGCGGCAGGUGGCCGUACGCCGGGACCGCGGAGGCCAUCAAGGCCCUGGGUGCCAAGCACUGCGUGAGGGACGUCAGCGAGGCCCACGUGGACCAGAAGAACAAGGUGGUCACCACCCCGGCCUUCAUGUGCGAGACGGCGCUGCACCACGUGCACGACGGGAUUGGCGCCAUGGUCAGGGAAGUGCUGAGGCUCAUCCAGAAGUGACCACGUGGCCCAGCGGGUGCGAGGGCUGGCACCGGCCCUGGGGCGCCCCGGCUGGCUGCUGCCCCUUUCCUUGUGCGCCCCGAACACCAGAGGCGCCAGCCUGUCGGGUGGGGUCAGUCGGGAGACGGCCAUCCUGGGUCCACGUCCCUGGAAGGAAAGAUUAAAGUUCUUCGGUAGUCAGGAAGCCAAAAUGCCACGUGUGGUGCGGCAGCCUCU